Molecule: messenger RNA, 2340 nt
Organism: Helicoverpa armigera (cotton bollworm)
Lineage: Eukaryota; Metazoa; Arthropoda; Insecta; Lepidoptera; Noctuidae
Product: translocator protein
Exons: 5
Coding region: 175-705 (176 amino acids)
Cellular component (GO): mitochondrial outer membrane
Source: RefSeq, a predicted model, not a curated record
GCCAUGAAUUUCUAACAAGAUUGCAUCCUUUACAAAUUGCUAGUGUAGUAUUUGUUCCGGGAAGCUGAUUUCACAAUAGAAAUUUUAUAUUCAUCUCAGUUCACAUUUACAACGUUUUGUACAACUAUCGACAAGAUUUCUUAAGCUUAAAUUAAUAUUAGAUUCCACACUUUCAUGAUGGCGAACUGGUCAGCAAUGGGUUCCAUAAUCCUGCCCAACGUUGGUGGAUGGGCUAACGGUUUAUACUUUGCCGGUCAAAUCCGCAAGGGUGAAGACAAAGCUUGGUACGAUGAGCUGAAGAAACCAUCGUGGAACCCCCCCAAGUGGGUGUUUGGACCUGCAUGGACGGUUUUGUACAGCAGCAUGGGUUACGCUUCGUAUUUAGUUUAUGAAGAAGUUGGAGGAUUCCAAGAUGAAGCAGUUUUGCCCCUGACUCUGUACGGAGGUCAGUUGCUGCUCAACUGGGCGUGGACACCCAUCUUCUUUGGCUUGAAGGACUUCAAAUUGGCCUUCAUCGAGAUCUCAGUACUCUCCGGAGCGGCCCUCGCGACCACACUUUCCUUCUUCCCCGUGAACCGCACGGCCGGGCUUCUCAUGCUGCCGUACCUCGCGUGGCUGGGGUACGCCAGCUCGCUGUCUUACUACAUCUGGAAGAACAACCCCAAGGUUGAGGUCCGGGAAAUCAAGGAUGAGAAGAGUCAGUGAAGAUAACAAUCACCAAUAAAAAGCGCUUAUAACUUAACUAUUUUCUUAAGUCAACGAUCAAGAACGUGUUCUUAGUUUUAGACGCAUAUUUCACGCGACAAGUGCAAUUUCUAUCAAUUUAUUUUAAGUAAUAAUAAUAAUAACUAGGUGAUAGCUUGCUAUUGGUAAGGUUUUGGACUGUUAAGACAGUAAAUUGGGUCAAAAUAACAUAAAGAGCAUAUGAAGCCCCUGAAUUGUGGCCUAACCAUAUAGGACCGUUUAAACUGACGGGUUGUAAUGCGGCCUAGGUGGUUAUAAUGCGGCCUAGGUGGUUAUAAUGCGGCUUAGGUGGUUAUAAUGCAGCCUAGCUGGUUACAAUAAGGCCUGGCUGGGUCUAGUCAACAUUUAUAACGGCCCAUUCAAACAUUUUCCAACACUCGUAAUCAAAUUGCAUUUAUAUCGCACAAAUUAACUAACAACUGUUAUUUAUUUGGCCCUAAUUCACUGUCUUAUAGCUAAAAUGAAAUGUUGUUCAUCACAAUAAAUACAGCACAACUUUGUGAACAAAAUCGUUGUCUAAAUAUCGUCAGUAUUUAAGCCGCAUUUAAUGUCAAUAUUCAACAAUGUCUUAGAAAUGGUAUGUAUUGCUUCUAACCCUUUGAUGUUGUGAAAACUUAUAUAUUUUAUGUAAAACACCAUGGGCCAUAUGUCCCGGCUGUCAUUGAACAUCUUUGGCAGUCGUUACGGGUAGUCAGAAGCCAGUAAGUCUGACACCAGUCUAACCAAGGGGUAUUGGGUUGCCCGGGUAACUUGGUUGAGGAGGUCAGACAGGCAGUCGCUUCUUGUAAAGCACUGGUACCCAGCUGUAUCCGGUUAGACUGGAAGCCGACCCCGACAUAGUUGGGAAAAAGGCUCGGAGGACCAUGAGCCAUAUGCCACGAUGCUAAAGACACAAAGCUUCCUUAUGUCGACAGACUAAAAGUACAGUACAGUACCUCGACCUACCUCAAGCUGUCAAAUUUCUUCAAUAGAUAUUCAACCUUAUCACAAUAGUGGAAGGUUAUAUUUCGAUUGGUAAAAUUUGACAGUUUGGGGUAGGUUUCUACAUUUGAUGUUUCACAUUUAUCAGGCGUCGUAUUACACCUAAGGAUGUAUAAUAUCAAAUAUUGUAGAUCAGUAUUGUUCAAUAACCAGAAGUACAUUUAUUUAAAGCAUUUUAAGGUCUAAUAGAAAUACUAUUUAUUUUGUGGGUCACCUACGAAAAGCAUUUUUUUUUUAUUUUUUCCAGUGAAAAAUCAAUUAAUUAUUACGUUUUUUGGUCAUUGGUCAUAAAUAAAGCAAUUUAAUGUUCGUGAUUAUAAGAAUACCCGCAAAAUAAAUAGUAUUUCCAUUAAUGUACCGUUUAAUAUUUUUUUCAAUAACAAAGUUGUUUUUAUUUAUCCCUAAUAUGUAUAGAUUUAAGUAAAAAGUGUCCUUCGAAGCACAAUUAUAUAUUUAUAUACUUUUUAUGUAAGCAUUCCUGCCUUGCAUUUAAUUUCAUAUUUUUUUAAACCAAAUUUAAACUAGUAGAUAAUCGACAAGAUACUUGUAAACUGUUAAUUUUUGAGUAUUUAUUGUUUAGAGUUAUUUGAGUAUCAAUAAAUUACUGAAAUAACA